Molecule: messenger RNA, 7103 nt
Organism: Portunus trituberculatus (swimming crab)
Lineage: Eukaryota; Metazoa; Arthropoda; Malacostraca; Decapoda; Portunidae
Product: protein piccolo-like
Exons: 10
Coding region: 1825-5253 (1142 amino acids)
Source: RefSeq, a predicted model, not a curated record
GUGUGUGUGUGUGUGUGUGUGUGUGUGUGUGUGUGUGUGUGUUCGGAGAACUUCCUGCCUUAUCUCUGUUUUUGUAACAAGGGACACGUAGAACGUACUCCUCUUUCAGAAUCGAAGAGUGUUACGUGAAUCCUCCCUUAAUACUUUCUUGCGCUGCUUCUAGUCCGUGAAUCACAGCAUACCUCGUUACGGUCUUGUCGACUUUAUUUUCAUCUCCUUCAGUACCAGGGUGUAGUUUUACCUUGAGUGUCCAGUGUCCUUUCACAGGUUACAGAGGGGAGUUUGAGGCUUUACAUGGCGGUGAUGGUGGUGUCGUAUUCCAUGUAAUAACGAAUAGUCGAUUUUAUUUACAUUAAGAAGGGUCUAUGGUGGUAAGAAUAUUAAUUUUCAGUCUUCACUAUUUUAAUCCGCACAAGUUUCUGAAGCUAUACAAAAUCACGAAAUAAUAAGCAGAAUGAAUAUGAAAACGUGUCAUGGUACUGAAGGGGUUAAGUAGGGCAGGUAUUCUUCUAUUACAGAGCACUUAGAUGCUUCUCUUCAUCUUUUUUUUUUAUUCCAGCUUUAGUGAAUUCAGUUAUUUGUUCCUUUGUCCAUCUCACUAGCUCCAUCUGUCGUUGACCCAAAGUGCUUAAAUUUAUACACCCUCUUGAUAUUAACUCCUUAACUGUCGCUUGCUACUCUUCAUCCAUUCCAUUUUUCGUUUUUGUCUUCCUUCUUUUUUAUACUAUGUGUCUUCAUUCCUCUACUUUCCAGAACAUAUCUCUACUCUUCGUGUUUCUUUUUCAGUUCUUUACUAUUGGCAGCAAGUAUUAUGCCAUCUGCCUUCAGUAACCAUGCAGCAAAGUCAUCUCUACCUCACGUUUUUGGAUCCUUGGUAUAGUGUUGCUUUAACAAAAAACUGUUGUAUAUAAGACCGCGCUUUACAUUUAAUUAUUAACAAGUUUCCUUGCUCUUAUGAUUCAUUAAUGCUCGUUAUAUAAUAAACUUUUGAUACUUCUUUUUCCGCAGUGUCACUAAACCUGCCCAGGUUACGUGUAUUUGAUGGAACGCUAAUGAAAGCACGACAGGUAAUGCAAGUUCUGUAUGUAGUUUAAUUGCUAUAGGUAUCAAGGUUCUACAGGUGAAAUAAAUACUGCAGGUGACUGAAAUGGAUAACCUGGUACUUCACAGUUCGCGAUACUUACCUGUUACUGUUGUUGUUGUUGUUGUUGUUGUCAUCAUCAUCGGCAUUAUUUUUGGUGAAGUACCUAACUGCCUUUACUCUUAUCAGUAACUUGAGCUUCAUUCGUCAUAUCAGCUUAUCAUAUCAUUACCUAACUUUUGUAGUCUCUUACUAUUACUUUUUUACUUUCUACCUCCCCUCCUCCACUACCAUUAAUUAAUUUAUUCUUCCUUUUUCGUCCUCUUUGUCUUCCUUCCCUAAUUUCCCUACACAAUUUUGAAGCUUGGGCGCGCACGCCGCAUACACACACACACACACACACACACACACACAUCAGCUGGUCUCCUUAUUACUCGUAUCCGUUUCCGUGGCGACACAAUCUCCGGAGACGCGUGAUGGGUGGCCAGCCAGUGUCCUUCCACAGGUUACAGAGGGGAGUUUGAGGCUUUACAUUGCGGUGAUGGUGGUGUCAUAUUCCAUGUAAUAACGUUGUGUGGUAGCUUCAUCUAGGAAGAAAAAAGGUGCUAUGGUGGCUUAGUCUUGUAAUGUAUUGCGAUGAUUUUGGUGUUUAGCAGCUGUGAUUGACGUGUUCAUGGUAUAGUGAUAGUGUAGUGGUGGCGGCGAUAGCGUCUGGUGAGGAAGGUGGUGGUGACGAAGAGGCCAUGAGGACCGCAGGCAUAAGAUCCGUUCCUCAGCCCGUCCCCCGCCCUGAUGCCUCUGAUAACCCCCAACCUUCCCAACCUCCAAAGCCCCUUCCCAGGACAAAGUUCCUGCAGAAGAGCGCGUCGGAGGAGUCCCCUGCCCCUGUCACGUUGCGGAGCCCGCCAGCCCCUCCCGUCCAAUCCAAAUGCAUUUCCACCACGACUCCCACCCCACCUCCCAAGCCGCCCCGCACCCCAAGUCUUCGGAACAGUCCCAACAAGGACACCUCUUCGCAGCCUCGGCGCUCCGGUCUCAUAGAGGUGCUGUCCCGUGCCAACACCGCUUCACCUACCUUGCCUACUUCGAGAACUCAACGGCAGGCUACGAGUGCGCUGAAGCCUGUCCGGCCAGCUCCCCAGGGCAGGGGUGCUGAUCAACUUGCGGCCGUAUCAACGCGACGUAAUCAACGCCCUGUUCUACAACCACUCUCACUCCCUUCACCUCCCAAAGGCAUCCCACCCAUUCCUUCAAGCAGCGCUACACCCCGCGUUCCUACUCGUCCUUCCCCCGCUCAACUGGCAGCCUCGAGGACCCCAGCCCGUCCGUCCGAUCGGGGUCGCAGCCCCCCGUCACUCACCGUUGGGUUACGGACGAACAGGAAUUUACAGGGCCCUGUGUGCUCCAUAGAAGAUUUCGAGGAUAGCUGUAAGGAAGUGUUCCGCAGCACGAAGAAGGCCAAGGAACUGUCAGCCCGUGGGAAGCAUAUGCAGGCUGCAAGUCACUUCCAGAAGGCGCUUACAGCAUUAGACCGUGUGUUACGGGCACAGGUGCUCUCCCUCUCCCAACAUGAACCCACCAGGCAGCGGCUCUUCCUUCUGCAGCAGGAAGUAUUCAGUCUUAGGAAAGAGGCACUUAAUGGCUUCACUGAUGCCCAGACAGCUGUGCGGACACCUCCGGGUCUUGCUCCAACUCCUGCUACACCUGGAGCCCCACCUUCAUAUGAUGAUGUCCUGAAAGAGGAUAGCCGCCUCCUUCAAGAUGGUCAUCCACAUCCACCCAGAGAAUUAUCCACACAGAGCACAAUAUCCUCUCCCAGCCUUCUAACACCUACUGGCCAAGGGUCUCGUCCACAUACUCGCCCAGUAACCACACAGUCUCCAGCUAACAAUAGGCAAUCUGUCCGUGUUCGAUCACACAGCAGUGGAGAUCCAGAAAUGGAGGAACUUGUAAAUAUGAGAGGGAUCAGAUCAGGAGAACCUACAACAGCUCCACCCUCCACUCACCAACGCUCUCUGUUUAAGUCCACACUUAUAUCAGCUACAAGACCUAAAUCUUCUUACCAUCCCUUGAGUCAACCAAACUCACUUUUGCUUCCUUCACCUACAGUCAGUUCUACUUCUCUUCCUCCUCCACUUCUUCCAGUCUCCCUUUCUCUUGCUUCCCUUCCCACCCAAUCUUCAGGAGCUACAUCCUUGGAAGCUCAGCCUCAUCCUAGCCCUAGACCCACAUCAGUGGUUGAUGAGGCAGUGCUGAGUCAAAUGAAGGUGCUCCAUAAAUAUAAGAGUAAUAAGAGUUCAAAUGCAUUGGCUGACACAUCUGCCUCAUAUAUUCAAAAAGAGCCACUCCCACCUAUUCCCUUAAACAAAGACAACAUGGAGGAAUGGAAGAGAAAGGAAGAGAUAAUUAGCAAUGAUAGUGGUCAACCUUUGCUGGAAAAUAUUGAGAAGAUCUCAAGAAAUACUGUGCAGCUAAAGGAUAAAGCAAAGAGUAAUCCUGUACCUUUUGUAUCUCCUGUUGAUGAUCCAUUCCUAAGUUUGGAUCCAUUUCCUCUUGUUAAGCCACAGUCUGGAGACAGUAAUGAGCUGUUCACAGAGGAGACACUGGGUGCCCACUCAUUACCUGUAGUUUCAGUCACACAUCAAAACCACAAUCAAACACCUUCAGAUGACUCAGCCCAUGAAUCAUCACAGACGUCAGACCAGAAGGAUUCAUUUAGCUUCAGUGCAACACAAGACUUACUUAAAACUCAACCUGGGAUAGCACAGAAUCCUCCAGUCAACCUUGGAGACUCCAUCCUUGAAGCCUUGGACUUUGCUAUCACACCAGUGUCAAAUCACAAAAAAGUCUCUCCCCAGCAUUCAUGGGAGAAGAAGAGAACUCGCUCUCACUCAGAGGAAAACUUACUGGAUUCUUCAUACAACACCUUUGAAACCAUGCUGCUCUCUACCAAAGACAGGCAAGCUAGCAGGGCAUCUAUCAUUGAGGAAUUUGAUCCUCUGAUGGUUUCGCAUGUUCCUCAGGACCACAUUGAGGAUGUGGAGAAAAGGGAAGAUGAGCUGCAUGAACAUAAGGGAAGGGAUGUAUUGAGAGAGGAGAGAGAGACUAAAGGCAGUGUACCACCCGAACCAACACCACGGACAACAGUGGAUACCAACAAUGUGUCUAGUAAAAACAAAGAAGCAGCUAAGGAGGAGGGAGAGACAGACAUUUUUGGUUCACCUGUAUACUACUUUGCUGAAGGAGGAGCAGUAGCACUAGAGGAACAGGCAGGAGUAGAUGAGUACACCAGUAGAUAUUCUGGAGCUUAUGCCUUGUCCUAUGGAGGGAAAGGAAAAUCAUAUUCCUCCUCAGAAGACACAAGUAGUAUGCACUCAUGGCCCCCAGAUUAUAGUGCUAGGAUACCAUCUGACCCUGCUUCACCAAUGUAUCCCAGCCUGUACCCAGAAGAAGAGGAGGAGCAGGAGGAAGCGAAGGGAAGCAAUUUUGGUGUAGGCCGUUCAGCUUUCUAUAUUCCUCCCACAAUACAGGAUGAGGUCAAAAGGAGGAACUUACUGAGUAUCCGUGAGGGUGUCAAGAUCUAUUUCAUACACACCGAUGGCAUUGUCACCUCACCGUGGAACAGGCCCUUCCUUGCUGUGUCCAGAGACCUAUCUAAAGACAAAUCCUUUAGUACUGGGCUGGUGGUGAGUGUUGGCAACAACCUAUGGACGUGUGAGCUGCAGAGGAAGUCCACUCUGGUGCUGAGGACACAGACAGGGAGCUAUGUCUUUAAUGAAGUGGCAGGGAGACCAGAGUGCAAGGCAGUGGCCAUUCGGGUGCCAUCAGGAGUACGGCGUGUCCAGCAUGAGCUGCUUAGUAACAUCUUGCAACAGAACACCCUGUUGGAGGAAGAGCGACCCAAAGGCAUCACCAAGGCCAUCUCCAAGGGUGCCACCUCAGCUGCUACACGCAUGACCAGACUGGUGGAGGACAAAUCAGUAACUCCUAGUCAGACUUUUGUCAGGAGAAAUUCAAUCAGGGCAUUGAAGGGUGUCACCAAGCGGCUCACAAGCAUUGCUGAGAAGACUGGAGGCACUUUGAAGGAGCUGCCUGAAGAGUACCAGGCUCUACAGGAGGCAGCAGACACUCUUGCCUUUGCCCACAGUGCCAAGAUGAUCCAGUAUGUUUGAACCUCUACCUGGGAGUGAAGAUUGUGCAGCUGUCUUAAUAUUAGGAAUCUACAAGCAGGAAUAAGUUUGUUAUGCUUUGAUUUUGUUCAGUGGUGCAUGGUGCUUGUUGACUGCUGACUGUUUUCAUGCAUGAACUAAAUUUUUAAGGAGUUGUCAGUCAUGCAUGAAUUGAUGAGUUGCAUGAAGUAAUAGUAUUGUACUGUGUAUAAACUGGAAUUUGAUGAACAAAGGUUACCCAUUCCAUUCAAGAAAAUGUUCACUGUGUCUUAUCUCCAUCUUUUACUAGGUAUAUGUCCAUCAUAACGGUUAAGAAAUAAGAGGCAUGUCUUAGGGCACAUCACUUAGUGACUGACAUGUGUAGCUCAUAAACAGAGAAGAAACUAUCUUAUCUGACCACACUGUUGUAUCAUUAAGUUGGGCUAUGUACUGUGCACCGAGUAAUCACUUUCUAGCACAACUGUAAUGAAAGACAAGAUUUGACUGAAAGAAUAAUAUAAUUAUAAAUCAUUUCUUUACCUUAAGUGUGGUGUAUGGUGUGUCUCUAGGGGCCAAAUUCAUAGUACUUUCAUCAUUCUGGUUAUCAUGUCCUUAGGAAUAGUGUUCGUCAUGAUUACUAUCAUCAUCAUCUUUGUUAUCCUCAUCAUUGCUCUGAAAAAGGUUUCAUGUGUGCACUGGCCUUUUUUUUUUUAUCUGGUGGUGGCUGGUCAGGCUGCAUGGUCUCGACCUGCUCUUCCACUUGGGCCUAGGUCAGUGAAAACCUCUGGAUUAUUUACCUGUUGGUGAAUUGGUAGACUCCACUAGUUGUGUUGGCCAGUGGUUUACUGAUUUGGCCAGCAAACAUAGUCUGUUUCUGGAUGGUGAAUACCAGGGAUAGUCAUUUUGAAAAAAGCAGUGGGAAAUGUAUUCCAGGUUCUUGGAAUUACUUGUUGAACAAAUUGGAUAAGAAUUUUUCUUCUUGUGUUAGUUUGUUGAUUGAUCAGUAGUUUCAGCAAGGCUUGAGUUAAAAUUUUAACAGUAGGAGGUUAAAGCAUGCUGUAUGGCUCACAUACUCGUGUGUUGCAUUUAUAUUACAGUUAUGCAGUGAAAUAUAUUCUUAGAACUUAAUAUGUGAUAAUGUAUAGCUAUGCUUCAAGUUAUUAUUUGUAGCAGAGGUACUACAGAUGAUGAACUUUGUUCCACAUCAUCCUUGGAAUCUUUCUGGAUGGUAAAGUCAGGGGUAGAUUUCAGAUCAUGACAGGGUUGGUUACUGUUGUCUGCUUUCUGGCCUGACCUUGAGAAAGCUAAGGCCAGUCCAUACUCAUACCUGUGGGGAUGCAAGUUCAAUGUACUAUGUACAUGUGAUUCAGUAUAAGAGUACAAAGAAAAGGAGGAAAAAACUCCAGUUUUUGUUCUAUUCUGUUCUAUCUCUGUUCUGAAUAUUAAUUGUUUGCUCAUUCCUUCAUAGGAAUGGCUAUGAUAGGACUAUACAGGACAGCAGCUGACUGCCUCACAGAAGGAGGGCUGAACAAUAUAUUGGCCUAAAUGUGACCACAGCAAGCCAAGAUAACAGGGCUUUAUGCUGUUGUUAUGUAUCUUAGAUCGUGUGAUAAGAAACUCCACUUACACCAUUCUUGCAUUUAACUCUCCAGUUUUGGGAUGCUCCUGCUUGGACAGAGGUAGCAGAGUUCAGUAGGAGAAACAAUACACAUGGAUUUGUGAGACAUAUGCAUCAUAAUUCAGUGAAUAAGUUAUAUCACAGCUACAUAAUAGUGCAGUCUAGAUAGAUUAUAGAUUAAAAAAAAAUAGCCCAGAUUGUCUACAAUGCAGGCAAAACAUUGAAUUUGUGAGCAUAAUAAAAAUAUAAAGCAGUA